Molecule: messenger RNA, 1748 nt
Organism: Ornithodoros turicata
Lineage: Eukaryota; Metazoa; Arthropoda; Arachnida; Ixodida; Argasidae
Gene: ENGase
Product: cytosolic endo-beta-N-acetylglucosaminidase-like
Biological process (GO): protein deglycosylation
Cellular component (GO): cytoplasm
Molecular function (GO): mannosyl-glycoprotein endo-beta-N-acetylglucosaminidase activity
Source: RefSeq, a predicted model, not a curated record
AAAAGCAAGCGAGCUGGUGGCUAAGAUCCAUGACGAAAACCCGACUUUGUGUUGUGUCGUCUGUUGUGUCGUCUUUUUCCCAGUCUCGGGUUUUCGUCAUGGUUUCGACAAAAGUUCGCGCCAUAUCGUCGUUUCGCACUUCGGAUUCAAUCGUUUUUGCAUCAUCCUCGUUGUUUUCUUUUGAUAGUAAGGGAUGGGGGACGAAUGCGCUCCACUGCACACGCUUCGUGAGUUACUGGACUGGAAAAGUACGGUGAAAUACCGUGGGGAACCUCUCAAAGACAAGAUCGCUGAUGGGGGUACCCCAAAAACGCUCCUGUGUCAUGACAUGAUGGGGGGGUACUUGGAAGACAGAUUCGUCAAUGGAAGCAAAAGUUGCAACAGCUAUCGAUUCUACCACUGGGACAAAAUAGACGUCUUCGUCUAUUUCUCCCAUCACCUGGUCACUAUUCCACCCGUCGGUUGGAUAAACGCAGCUCAUCGACAUAACGUCAAGGUCCUAGGUACCUUCAUAACCGAAUGGGAUGCCGGCUCUGAAGUUCUUGAGAGGAUAAAACGUGACAAUCUCACAGCGGAUGUAGCGACAAGAUUGGCUGACAUUGCCCAUGCGUACGGUUUUGACGGUUGGCUGAUGAACAUCGAAAGCACAAUGGCUGACGGCUGCGGAGCAUUCAUGGAAGAUUUUCUCUCCGCGAUUGCGAGUGCCACUCACAGGAAAGUGGAAGGUUCCAUGGUGCUUUGGUAUGACAGCUUCAUUCACAACGGAGAAUUAAAAUGGCAGAAUGAACUAAAUGACUAUAACAAAUCGUUCUUCAAUCUUUGCGACGGCAUCUUCCUCAACUACGGAUGGACCGCAGAAAAUCUUGAGAAGUCCGCCGAGGUCGCCGGGAAGCGGAAAGCCGACGUCUACGUUGGAAUCGACGUUUUUGCGAGAAACACAGAGUACCCUGGUGGUUUUGAAACAUGCAAGUCCGUGGAACAAGUGAGGAAGCUUGGUCUGUCGGCCGCCAUAUUUGCUCCUGGCUGGGUUUACGAGACUCAGGAAAAAGAUAAAUUCACGGAGAAUCAGUGCAGGUUCUGGAAUUUUCCCAAAGAGCUCUGUAGGUCCCAGUUCUCCUCUCUUCCAAUAGUAACAUCCUUCUGUCAAGGAUUUGGACGCAAGAUGUUUGAAGCUGGCAAAAUAGUGAGUAAUGAGCCCUGGUUCAACCUGAGUAAGCAACAGCUUCAGCCUGUAUGUCAAAGCCUGAAUGAUGAAACGGGAAAGAGACAAGUCGAUGUCUGUACUGAGGAUGCAUUCUAUGGAGGCGGAUCUCUCAGGAUCCAUUUCUCACCCAGAGAAAGUUCUCAGUUCAGACUAUUCAGCUGCAACGUGUCAAUAAACGACAACCUACGUGUCUGCUACACGUUAAAGCCAUUGGAUACUGCGAAGGAAGACAAUAUAUUUCUUGUCCUGGUACUGAAAGACAAAGAAAAUUGCAAGAGACGUCUUCUGUUGGGCUCUGCUGAUGGUCACGACAGACAACCGCGGGAGGAAAAUGUCACCGUGGUCCUUGGUAAUCGUAAAACUGAAGAGAUUCACAAUGGGUGGAUCACACGAAACUACGUCUUGAGGAAGUACAGCGGCUUCUCUUUGAACAAAAUUUGUCUCGGCUGCGAUAGCCCAAUAUCGCGGACGUGCUUGCUCGGCCAGAUGAUGAUACUCCCAGCAAAAGAGUAAUGGAAAAGCAGAAUAAAACUUGCUCAGUGCA